This is a messenger RNA of Cyprinus carpio (common carp), 2652 nucleotides long. RefSeq lists its product as uncharacterized. The record is from RefSeq and is a predicted model, not a curated record. NCBI's taxonomy places the organism in Eukaryota, Metazoa, Chordata, Actinopteri, Cypriniformes, Cyprinidae. Gene Ontology annotation, molecular function: proton-transporting ATP synthase activity, rotational mechanism. Gene Ontology annotation, biological process: proton motive force-driven mitochondrial ATP synthesis.
ACUUACACACAGGCACUGAUAAAGACGGCUAACGGGGUCUUUCCUAACUCAAAAUAAUCCAGCAUGUACACUAGCGGUCCGUUAGUUACCGCAGAGUCCGUUAUUUUACUUCAUUGUCCGAUGGUUAUAUCCGCAAGAGUAACAUAAAAAUGCCUCGGAGUUUUUUUUAUUUUUUAUAACUUGUUUAUGUGUGGCUGUUUAGAAACGUUCCCAAUUCAGAGUUUAAUAAUGUCUUUUAAAGACACAGAGGAGAUCUUUACCUCUUUCGUAGGAAGAUGGCAGUGAAAUUAUAAAAUAUGAGUGUAGAAGAAUGUCCAUAUUGUGGAAAGCCCUUCAAGAGGCUGAAAACCCACCUCCCUCACUGUAAAAUGGCACCAGUUGUACAACCCAAGAAAAGCAUUCAAGCACCCAAAGAAUUGAGUGCAACCAUUUCCAGACAGAAGAUCUAUAAAAAGACAGCAACAGCAGAAAUUAAUAAUGUCAUAUUUGAUGAGACACUAACCUCCAAAGGAAGAAGGAAAGAUGAUAUUCACAAAGCAGACAGUCUUCACACAACUACUGAGGUCAAAGUCCCAUCAGCUCAGACUCUGAACACGGAGAGACCUAAAAGUAAAUGGCUUACUAAAAGACAGAAGGAACUUGAGAGAUUGCAUCUGUUAGUGCCAGUCUCAAAGAAGUCAAGCAACUCUAACUCAUUAUCCAGCAACGAAAGAGAUAAAAGCUUUUGUGAGAUCUCCAAAAGACCAAAACAGGGAACAUCUCAAAGUAAUGGAAAAAGUACUAAAGACAAAAAGAUACUAAAGAUGGCGCCAUUAUCAGAGCACUUGUCCAUCGUCAAGAGUAAAAUCAAUACCCCUGGAUUUGUUCCAGCAAUUCUGAAAAACUCUAGCCUCCCGUCUGAGUGCAGUGUGCAACAUGAAAAACCAAAACUCAAAGUUACCUUCUUGGAGGAGCUUGAAAGACUGAACAGUCAGAACAAGGAUUGUGAUCUAGUAUUAAGUGCAAAAGAGCAUAGAGCUCAUGCUUUCUUUUUAUCCAAGACUUCUGUGUGGGACCACAUCAGUGACAGUUUGUAUUACAAGAGGUCUUAUAUGUUUGUGCCUUAUCCAUCUAAAUAUCCUUCUUUGGAGACCAAUGCGAUUUCUACUGUGCAACAAUCAAACAAACCAGAAACAGUUACCAAGGCUGCCAUUCCACCCUCAUCCACUUUAACUGAAACCUUCAUUCAUCAACCCACAGAAGACAUCCUAAAUCCAAGAUCGCAAGGCAUCAGAAGUCUAUGGUGGAGUCCAGAGAUAGUGACUUCUUGCAAAAGAACACAGUUCUCCACAGAACCUUUAGGCAGCUAUGCUAAUGAAUGCAUUUGGAUUAAGGAUCAAUAUGCUGGACAAGCUCCCCAAAGUGAAGUGCCUGUAGUGCAGCAGAAACUUGGAGAUGUCAGAUUGAAUGAACUUAGUGUCUGGCUUGGCGCUCGAACUCCUGUGUCACCAAGAGAGAUUGUGAACAUGUUAAAGCAAGGAUGGCAGUGGUACUACAGGAAGUAUAUUGAUGUUCGUAAAGGAGGAAUCGGUGGGAUAUCCAUGCUGUUGACUGGAUACUGUGUCCUGUGUUACAUAUGGAACUACCCAUAUCUCAAGAAAGAACGCUGGAGAAAGUACCAUUAAGGACGUUUGAUGGUCUUCAUAAUUGUAGCACACUUUGGAGAAGCAGCAGCUUUGUGUUCAUGGCCAUGAGAGCACAAUAAGAUUAAUAAUUAAUAGGACAAUAUUAUAACACCAGCAACUAGUAGUUCACUGCAAUAUGAGGUUUGCUGUAUUUUUGUUAGAAUUAUUAUGAAUUAUCUGGGAGUUAUUUAUCAUAUUAUAUUUGAAAUUUUCAUUUACUGUAUUUGCGAAGAAAAAAAAACUUAUAUUUGCAAUUUUUGUGUACCCAAGUAGUGGACUAAGAUCUAAUAAAUUACACAAUAUUGUUCAACACUGUUUUUCUUUGUAAGACUUGUCAUAUAUUUCAUUUAUUUCUUUACAUGAUCAUCCUUUAAUUUGCUAACUUAUAUGAAAAAUAUAGAAAUAUCCAUUAUUCAUUAAAAAUAAAGACAUUACAAAAUAUUAGCUGUAUUCAAAAUGAAUUUAAUAUUUAUCUUUGCUGUUGUAAUGAACACUCACAAAAACAACAAAUCAUGAACUGACCACAUACAGUAUGACGUGAACACAUACCCAACAUAAUAAAAAUAACUUUUUGUUUUACAUUCUUUUUCUUUACAAAAAGUAUAAAUAUUUUGUGUUUCAUGUUUUUUCUUUUUUGUAAUACAAACAUUACAAAUCAAGUUUCGGGUGAUGCAGAAAAUAAAACGAUAAAAGCAACUUUUACCAUGGGGUAUUACGAUAACUGAAGGCCACACUCGCACAACAAAAAGCAGUAAAAACAAAUGAUAGAUAUGAUAUUAAACUUGUUUUCACUCGCUCUCUCCUAAGGCAACGAAGCCCUUCGAAGUGAAGGUCUUUCAGAACGCUCUCUAAUACCGACCGCUAGAGCUCAGAUCAGAGAGAAGAAUGUUUCGCUUUUUUUUUUUUCUGUCUGUUUGUCAUUUUUGGUUGAACUGCUGGGAAAGACAGUGGAGUUUAGUGUUAAUGGUGCACAAACAAUGGGAUGACA